GCCGUAGGCUCCGCCCUCGUGGCUCACACUGGAGCUCUCCAGCACUUCAUCCUGAAUAGACGCUCACAUCAGCCAGCGGAGGAGAAAGAACGCCAGAGAGAAAAGCGAGCAGAUCCUGGAAAUGGAGAGCGACACCAAAAAUUCCUACGAGCACGCAUCCCCUGUGAUCAACGUGCAGCCGGAACCGGUCGCCCGUCUUCCCCAGCACAAGGAUUACCUGAUAUGGUCCAUCUGUAGCAUGAUCUGUUGCUUUUUUCCGAUUGGGAUCGCUGCCUUGAUCUUCUCAGUCAAGACACGAGACGCCAUCUACCUACAGAACGACACCGUUGCCGCCAAACAUUCCCGUACGACCUACCAGCUGAAUAUCGCCUCGUCGGUGAUCGGCAUCGUUAUGUACAUUGUUGUCUUUAUCCUUUACUUUGUGAUCGGAAUGCAAAUCUAUCAUAAAGGAAUGCAGUGAAGGAGAGACGGGAUGGG
This is a messenger RNA of Rana temporaria (common frog), 477 nucleotides long. RefSeq names its product dispanin subfamily A member 2b-like. Gene Ontology annotation, cellular component: membrane. The coding region runs from base 122 to 460 and encodes 112 amino acids. NCBI's taxonomy places the organism in Eukaryota, Metazoa, Chordata, Amphibia, Anura, Ranidae. The transcript has 2 exons. The record is from RefSeq and is a predicted model, not a curated record.